AAAAGGGCCUCUGUUCUCGUUACAGCCAGCAAGGAAGGGAUCAGGCCGGUGGCUCCUCUAAGCUCCCUUGUUUUCUCUGCAAGGGAAACAGACUGGCUUGGUGGCUUUCCUCUAUCUCCCGGUCUCGGUAAAGCCCAAGAAUAUAGCCAGAGGAGCCCUAAGAAUCUGUCCCCAGUCUGCAGGCACUGCUGUAGCGCCCAUCUGCUUCGCUUCCAGUGGUGCAACCUUCGGAGACCCCACUCCAGCACGCCGAGGGCGGCAGCAGAGGGCCCUUUAAGGGGCGGGGCCAGUGCUUUCCCAAGGACCGCCUCCUCUGAUUUGACAUACCACUUGCGGCGCUGGCUCGCGCCUCCGCCAACCGCUUUUACUUUUCCUUCCCGUCUCUUCUCUAGUGACCCCGGAAGUGGAAGUGGGCGCAGGUCGGCGGCCGCGGCGGGGACUGAAGGCGGAAGCAGAGCGUGAGGAGGAGGCGGAGCCGGGGGAGCUGCUCUCGUAGCUCCCCCUGGCCCUAGGCCCAGCUGCUCGAGGGGGAGGAGUUACUGCCGCUCUUUGGCAUCAGAACUUACCAUAAUGGCUGUGACCUAAAGUCCUCAGGAAGCCCCGGGGUCAUGGCCCAGAAGCACCCCGGAGAAGGAGGGUUGUGUGGAGCCCACCACAGUGGUGGUGCCUCCCUCAGGACUUUAGGACCCUCUGUGGACCCUGAAAUACUUUCAUUCUCAGGACUCAGGGACUCAGCGGGGCCUGCUCCUAAUGGUACCCGCUGCCUCACAGAGCACUCUAGUCCUAAGUACACACAGCCCCCAAAUCCAGCCCACUGGUCGGAUCCAAGCCAUGGCCUCCCGAGGGGUCCAGGACCCCCAAGGGAUGGAGAGGACCCACAUCAGUGUGAGGCAUCUUCAGAAGAGUCAGGAGUGGACCAGGAACUCUCAAGAGAGAAUGAGACUGGGCACCAGGAGGAUGGGAACCCGUCUUUUCUUUCCAUUCCAUCUGUUUGUAACUGCCAGGGAACCCCUGGAAUCCCUGAAGGGCCUUACUCUGAGGGAGGAGAUAGCUCUUCUAGCAACUUUUGCCACCACUGUACCGCUCCAGCUUUGGGGGAAGAUGAAGAGUUGGAAGAGGAAUACGAUGAUGAGGAACCUCUUAAAUUCCCCAGUGAUUUUUCACGUGUGCCCAGUGGAAAGAAACCUCCACCCCGGAGACAGCGGCACCGAGUUCCAGCCAAGGAGGAUACUCGGGAGGGUGGACGCAGGGAUCCCAGAUCCCCUGGUCGGCAUCGGCUGGGUCGCAAACGAAGUCAGGCAGAUAAACGCAGAGGCCUGGGAUUGUGGGGAGCAGAGGAGCUGUGUCAGCUUGGACAGGCAGGCUUCUGGUGGCUGAUCGAACUGCUGGUAUUAGUGGGGGAGUACGUGGAAACUUGUGGCCAUCUCAUCUAUGCAUGCAGGCAGCUGAAAGGCAGUGAUCUGGACCUUUUUCGAGUCUGGGUGGGAGUUUGGGCAGGGCGACUGGGGGGCUGGGCCCAGGUGAUAUUCCAAUUUCUGAGCCAAGGGUCUUGCUAUGGGGCAGGGCUGUUCACCCGUUUUCUUAGGCUACUGGGUGCUUUGCUGCUUCUGGCCCUGGCCCUUUUGUUGGGCUGUCUACAGUUGGGUUGGCGGUUUCUGGUAGGACUGGGUGACCGUUUAGGCUGGAGGGGUAAAGCCACCUGGCUCUUCUCUUGGCUGGCUUCUCCCACCUGGCAACGGUGCCUGAUUCUGCUGAGAGAUAGCAGGCCAUGGCAGCAGCUGGUAAGAAUGGUUCAGUGGGGUUGGCUGGAGUUGCCUUGGGUCAAGCAGAGGACUAAGAGGCAGGGGAAUGCACCGGUAGCUAGUGGGCGCUACUGCCAGCCUGAAGAGGAAGUGGCUCGACUCUUGACCAUGGCUGGGGUUUCUGAGGAUGAGCUAAACCCUUUCCAUGUGUUGGGAGUUGAAGCCACAGCAUCAGAUGUUGAACUGAAGAAGGCCUAUAGGCAGCUGGCAGUGAUGGUUCAUCCUGACAAAAAUCAUCACCCCCGGGCUGAGGAGGCCUUCAAGGUUUUGCGGGCAGCUUGGGACAUUGUCAGCAACCCUGAAAGACGGAAGGAAUAUGAGAUGAAACGAAUGGCAGAGAAUGAGCUGAGCCGGUCAGUGAAUGAGUUUCUGUCCAAGCUGCAGGAUGAUCUCAAAGAGGCAAUGAAUACUAUGAUGUGCAGCCGAUGCCAGGGAAAGCAUAGGAGGUUUGAAAUGGACCGGGAACCUAAGAAUGCCAGAUACUGUGCUGAGUGUAAUAGGCUGCAUCCUGCUGAGGAAGGAGACUUCUGGGCAGAGUCAAGCAUGUUGGGCCUCAAGAUCACCUACUUUGCGCUGAUGGAUGGAAAGGUGUAUGACAUCACAGAGUGGGCUGGAUGCCAGCGUGUGGGAAUCUCCCCAGAUACCCACAGAGUCCCCUAUCACAUCUCAUUUGGUUCGCGGAUGCCAGGCACCAGUGGGCGGCAGAGAGCUACCCCAGAUGCCCCUCCUGCUGACCUUCAGGAUUUCUUGAGCCGGAUUUUUCAAGUACCCCCAGGCCAGAUGUCCAAUGGGAACUUCUUUGCAGCUCCUCAGCCUGGUCCUGGGGCCACUGCAGCCUCCAAGCCCAACAGCACAGUACCCAAGGGAGAAGCCAAACCCAAGCGGCGGAAGAAAGUGAGGAGGCCCUUCCAACGUUGACCCCCUCUUCUCUUUCCUCAAAUCAAUGUCAGGGAGUCAAAAGGGCUGUGUAUAGCACCUGAUGGAGUUUGAUUUGUUUAUUUUUAAAUAUUUUAAAAAGGGAAGAUUUUAAGCUCAAAUCGUUCACUCAGUAUUUGUAGGAAGCCCUGGAACCACUCUCCCUCCUCCAUCAGCACCCAGGAACUGAAUCUUGUCUUCUGACAAUACCAAAGAAAUAGAGGGUGGCUAGAGCAAAGAACCUAAGGGCCUGGAUCUGGGCUGGACAAUAUCUCCCACAGUAGUGUGGGAACUGGGUAUUUCCCUGAGGUCUGUAUGCCUUUGUUUUGUCCUUUGCUUCUAUGGCAGAUGACACUUUCUCCCCUUUUUAAACUACAAGUCUUAUCUUUUUUCUUGACCCAUUUGAGGAGGGAGCCCCCCCCUCCCUUGCCCCAAUAUACUAGUAAAAAUGAACAAGAAAGCAUGUAAGCCUCAUUACAGGACAUACAGAGUUCAGAGUGGCAACUCUCACCUUGUGGGUAAGCAUCCAACUUCAUGCUUGUUGCAGGGAUGGCCAAAACUAGUAACUUUUAAAGAGCAGAUUCAUGCCCUCUGCCCUUGGGUGAUGGGGAAGGAUAAAGAGGUUCCCGGCAGCCCCCAUAUGAUCCAAGGGUUUGUAUUUUUUUAAGUUUGUUCAUAUUUGUAUGUACAUAUCUAUUUAAAGCCAGGGGAUUAUCUUUCUAUAAAUAUGUAACUGGCAACCUG
Camelus dromedarius (Arabian camel) is the source of this 3461-nucleotide messenger RNA. It is a transcript of the gene DNAJC14, whose product is annotated as DnaJ heat shock protein family (Hsp40) member C14. Gene Ontology annotation, molecular function: dopamine receptor binding. The record is from RefSeq and is a predicted model, not a curated record. The coding region runs from base 609 to 2720 and encodes 703 amino acids. The transcript has 7 exons. NCBI's taxonomy places the organism in Eukaryota, Metazoa, Chordata, Mammalia, Artiodactyla, Camelidae.